This is a messenger RNA of Pestalotiopsis fici W106-1, 2385 nucleotides long. RefSeq lists its product as uncharacterized. Lineage: Eukaryota; Fungi; Ascomycota; Sordariomycetes; Amphisphaeriales; Sporocadaceae. Bases 1 to 2385 code for a protein of 794 amino acids. The transcript has 2 exons. The record is from RefSeq and is a predicted model, not a curated record.
AUGACGACUAACAACGUCCCACCAGCCGUUACUGCCGUGCCAGCUGCGCGCAUUGAAGACGUGGAUACCUUUGCUAUCCGCCUAUAUCGAAGAGCACGAAAUGCCGGUGCGGACUUUGUAGACGUUGCUACCGUGGUGCGCAGUGUUCACACUGUUUUGAAACACCUGAAAGUCGAGGCCGAAGAUCCGGGCUCUCUACUCAAUUCGGACCAGAGUCCUGUCUACGUCAGACAGCUAACGCCUAUUGUCGAGGACUGCGAGUUUACCUUGAAACAGCUCGAUACAAUUCUGGAGAAAUAUGGUGCCACUAGUAGCGGGAGCGAGGGUGAGGACCAUCGCAGACCCUCGGACGAGAGGCACCUCGGCGCCAGGGAACGAGACAUGGUCGCUUUGGUUCGCACCAAGCUCGAAAACCAAAAGUUGAAUAUCGACAUGUUCCUCGAUACUGUACAGCUUCAUAACCCUUCAAAGUCCCACCAUAUUGUGGACACCAGCAACGCAAAUCUAGAGCCGAUCAAGGAUCAAGUCGACGCCAUCGCCUCGAGGAUAAUCCAGCGCAGGGACUCAUCCCUUGGUGAGGGCGAGGAUGAGCUCUGGCUCCAAUUUAGAAACGAGCUGGAGAGGGCAGGUUACUCCAAGGAUGUUUUGAGAAAGCACCAGGAUGUCCUUAGGGCAUAUAUACGUCAACUUGAUGAGCAGAGCGUACUCUCCGGCGGGAAGACACCAACCGUGCGUGGAUUUCUCGAGGCAUACACGCCCACCAAUGAUGCUCAACGCAGCACUCCAUAUCCUCUUGACGCUAGAGGUGGAUAUAGCCGCAAGGAGAUGCUACCAAUCGUAGAAAACGAGAAGUUUGCCCCUUCAGUAAAGACGGAGCGAUCGUAUCCGGAUCAUUACCUCCCAUACCCUUCAAGUCUACCAAAGGACACUACCAACUUGUCUUAUGACGCGCAGUCUUCUGAAGACGGUGACUCCAUGGACAACAACAUGGCUCUAGUGAUUUCAACCAGGGAUCUCAUGGCGCUGGACAAACGACAAGCAGAUCUGGCCAUUGCCAUGGACAAUAUGCACUUACAGUUGCCGCCUCCUGGAUAUCCACCCAACUUUGCUCAGGAUCCGGCUCUGUCUGCAUCCCCCCAGAGUCGCUUCCUCGAGGCCCCUCCGAACGGUGGACUACUUACUUCUCCAGGCUUGCCUGCCGUGGAUGAGUAUGGAUUGUCACCAAGAUUCGUCCCGGCAUAUCCGCCGCCACCAUAUGGUAGCUCGCCACCGCCAUUACUGCACUCAAACUCUAUAUCAGCCCCAGCUAUUCCUGGCUCUACGGCUCUUUUACCGGGUGCUCACGGUCAGCCUCAACGCUACGCUCGCCUUGCACCGGAUUCUCAAGGACGCGACAUUCCGCUCGAUGCACAAUGGACCAGAGUCAGGCGUCAGUUGAUAUCCCCCGUAGUACUCAACGAAGCUGGUGUCAGGUAUGAAGCACGGCCCGACUUUGUUGCUAUCCUGGGCGUUUUUACAAAGGAAGAGAUCAGUGAAUUUGCAAGGCGGAGCGCAGAGGUUCGAAAGAGCCGACAUAGAUUCCACCAGCGUGGGACUCACGAUGGCAAGGACCGCUACCACCCCGACAAGUAUAAAAACUGGGAUGUGGAAGCACAAAACAAAGACGCUGAUAGUCACGGCCGGUACCGUGCAAACAGCGAGUUCUCUGCUUCUUCUACAGACCUCUAUGAUACUUCCGAUGAGGAAUCAGAGGAGGAUAUCCCGCGCCAUCGCACGCGAGGUCAGCAAAACAGCUCUGAGGAGAGAGCUGACAAAUACGAUUAUGAGGAGAAGGGAACCAAGGUUUAUCCCUUCAUUGUGCCCUCACCCGAAAAGGAGAAGGAAAACAGCCAUAGCCCCUCGGCUACGGUCAUGCCCAAGCCUAUCCUGAAGAACAAGAACGAUGAUCCCCACGUGCGAUUUGAUCCAGAGCCCAAGGUGUUGGAUAGUGCUUCACCUCGCUCUGUCCCUCGCCAUGCUGAGCGCUCAGAAAGAAGGCACCGUGCCGGCUCAGAUCGUGAUCGUCACGCUCCACGAAGCUACGAUGAUCGGAACGAUCGUUAUCGUGACAAGGAGCGGGACAAGCAACGCGAAAGGGAUCGCGAUGACGAUAGCAGAAGACACCACCGACACCACGAAGGCAGUCGCCGACGAGAUCGCGAUCAGGACGACUACUCAAGAAGGCAUCGAAGGGAUGAUCGUGAUCGAUACAGAGACGAAGGCGACCGAAGCGACGAUCGGUCCAUCAAGAAACGAGUGCGAAGCGAAACACUGCGCGCUGUCGGCAUUGGUGGUGCUGCAGCCAGUCUACUUGGUGUCUUGGCCGAGGCCGCCUCUGGAUUCUAA